Messenger RNA from Amphibalanus amphitrite, 1937 nucleotides. RefSeq names its product quinone oxidoreductase-like protein 1. The transcript has 10 exons. Gene Ontology annotation, molecular function: zinc ion binding; oxidoreductase activity. The record is from RefSeq and is a predicted model, not a curated record. NCBI's taxonomy places the organism in Eukaryota, Metazoa, Arthropoda, Thecostraca, Balanomorpha, Balanidae. The coding region runs from base 262 to 1347 and encodes 361 amino acids.
GGUGGGGAGACCAACCGAGACCAUUGCCGGGCCGUCCGACCCCACAUAUCAGCACAGGUCGCGAUACUCACUGGCUCAGUGCACAAGUCAGCCGGUCGGCCGGCACCCAAGAUAGCCACCCUGAUAGUCAUCGGGGUCUCAGCGUCCGAAUGGAGCAGGCGACCUAACCGCCGUUGGUGGUCUGGCCAACAAUGGAUCGAUGUUAUUCCCAGAGAGUUUCGAAGCUAAAUUGGGUUAAUUUUUACUGUCAAAUUUAAAACAAUGAGGGCACUGUAUCUACCUUUUAGUUCAAGCUCAUCUGAUUCGACAACUACCAGCAAGUUUGAAGCUGGCCCAUUCCUCAGCAAACUUGUGGAGGAAACGCCAACAUGUGAAGAAGAAGAAGUACUAAUACAAGUAAAUGCAUGCAAUUUGACAAUGUGGGACAAAGCACAUCUUAGUUAUAUGAAGAAACUUGGAUGCAGUGAGUUGGCUGUGGGUCACGAGUUCUCUGGAGUGGUGCACCAGGUGGGCAGGGGCGUCAGUCAGUGGCAGGCCGGGGACCCCGUCAUGGGCAUCGUGCCCAUCGACCACAACAGACCGGCGUGCGCCGAGUACGUCGUCGUCGACCAGUACGACAUUGUUGCGAAGCCCGCCUCGGUGUCUGACGCGCACGCGGCCAGCUGUCUGGAGGACGCCCUGAAGGCCUACAUCGCACUCGUCUACCAGGCACACAUCCGACCGGCAGACCUCGUGUUUUUGCCCCGCGGCGCCACUGGGUUCGGCUCGAUGGCGGUGCAGCUGGCAGCGCUGUUCGGCGCGCGGGUCAUCACCUCGGCGCACUCAGAGGAUGAGCUGGGCUACCUGGAGUCGCUGCAGCAGGACAUUGUGGUUCUGGACUGCACGGGCGGCGUGGAGGGCAACAAGCUCAGGCAGAUGGUGAUGGACGAGUCCCUGGACAUGGGAGUCGAUAUCAUCAUUGACCAGGGCAACGUCAAACAACCGGUGUGCGACUCUCCGGAGUGGGAGGCGCCGACCGCGUUCUGGACGGUCGGUCUGAGCUGCAGUGUACUGUCGGUGGGCGGCCGGCUGGUCACUCAACAGGCCGGUCUCCAGGUCGAACCUGCCGUGUCCCAGCGGCUGCUGCAGCGUUGCGCCUCGCUGAGCUUCCUGUUCGGCCAGGCGUGGCCGCUGGGCACCAAAACCCACGGCCGCUACCUGCACAUUCUGCGGGACGUGGCCGAAAAGCUGCGCGAUAACGCCAUCAGGCCGAACAUCCACCACACGGUGGCGUUUUCUGAGGUGACAAACGCCUUGGAGCAGCUGAGGCCGGACCUGGUCGGCAACAUUGUGGUAACGAUGCGGUGAGCCGGCCCGUGAACUACGUGGGAUGGGGUGGAGUGUAACAGAUGUAAUCUGACGGCGAAUGUGACAGACGCCACAGAUGUGACUGAUGGACGGAUGGCAUGUGUGAUGGGUGUGAUAGAUAUGGCGAGAAUUUUACCGAUCGUCGACCGCGCCGAAGCGAAGUCGGUUGGGGUAGAUAUUUAUCGGUCUGUGCGCUGUGCGAUGAGUUAUUCCUGAGGAGCGUAGUCACCUUUACAAUCCUCGCGUAGGGACGUAGCCGAAUGACAUGCUUUGUUGUAUUGUAUAUUGUUGGUCACCAAAAAUUGACUUUGGGUGGCGCUCUUGCGCGACACAUAACCUGUGAUUGGAUGCGGGGCAGUAGCUUAGAGCUUAGACAUUACCUACAUUUGGACUUUUGUGCCCCUGUGAUCUGGCGUCGCUUUUAUUGGCUAUAUUCUACGAAUGGGACGGUGAGAGCCACUUCUUCGUCUUGUAUUUGGAUAUUAUUAUUGCACAGUUUGUAUUAUUUUGCACUUAUUUUAGAGUCGUGUAUUAUCAUAUAAUGUAUUCAGCGGUGUUUCGCCAAAAAUAAAACACAAUCCUGUGCUGAA